Molecule: messenger RNA, 399 nt
Organism: Laccaria bicolor S238N-H82
Lineage: Eukaryota; Fungi; Basidiomycota; Agaricomycetes; Agaricales; Hydnangiaceae
Gene: LbErv2
Product: sulfhydryl oxidase
Exons: 5
Cellular component (GO): mitochondrion
Molecular function (GO): flavin adenine dinucleotide binding; flavin-dependent sulfhydryl oxidase activity
Source: RefSeq, a predicted model, not a curated record
CUGGGGCGCGCUACGUGGAAACUCAUGCAUACCAUGACACUACGAUUUCCCGAGCAUCCAACUUUGGAUGAGCGAGAAGCUCUCAGCUCAUAUUUCUAUCUAACUUCAAGACUAUACCCUUGCGGAGAAUGUGCAUCGGAAUUCCAGGAAUUGCUGAAGAAAUACCCACCACAAACUUCCUCCCGACUAGCAGCCUCAUCAUGGCUGUGCGCCGUCCACAACGAAGUCAACGCCCGUCUAAACAAGCCCGAGUUCGAUUGCGCCCACCUUGAUGACGAGUACGAUUGUGGCUGCGGCGAUGCGCCAGUGAAGAAGAAAGUGGCCACAACAAGCGACUUGGAGCGGGAUCCGUCAAAGGAUGAUAUCACAGGAGUGGAUAUGAUUCGGGGUGGAAGAUAG